Molecule: messenger RNA, 1410 nt
Organism: Cornus florida
Lineage: Eukaryota; Viridiplantae; Streptophyta; Magnoliopsida; Cornales; Cornaceae
Product: E3 ubiquitin-protein ligase CCNB1IP1 homolog
Exons: 7
Coding region: 56-970 (304 amino acids)
Biological process (GO): chiasma assembly
Source: RefSeq, a predicted model, not a curated record
GUUUACAGGUAUUUCAAUCCCUGACUGCAAUAAAAGAUAAUUUUUGAAGACUGAAAUGAGAUGCAAUGCGUGCUGGAGAGAACUGGAAGGGCGGGCCAUUUCCACCACCUGUGGUCACCUCUUGUGCACUGAAGAUGCGAGUAAAAUCCUGAGCAAUGAUGCAGCAUGCCCCAUUUGUGAUCAAGUGCUCUCCAAAAGUCUUAUGAGACCAGUGGAUAUCAAUCCGAAUGAUGAAUGGAUAAAUAUGGUCAUGGUUGGGAUAACUCCUCAGAUAUUGAUGAAAAGCGCAUACAGAAGCGUGAUGUUCUACAUUGGUCAGAAGGAGCUGGAGAUGCAAUUCAAGAUGAGCAGAAUAGCAGCUCAGUGCCGGCAGAAAUGCGAGACAAUGCAAGAAAAGUUCACAGAAAAACUGGAGCAGGUGCAUACUGCAUAUCAGAAAAUGGCCAAGAGGUGCCAGAUGCUGGAACAAGAGAUGGAGAGCUUGUCCAAGGAUAAGCAAGAGCUCCAGGAAAAAUUUUCUGAGAGAUCUAGGCAAAAGAGAAAACUUGAUGAAAUGUACGAUCAAUUGAGAAGUGAGUACGAGUCAGUGAAAAGAUCAGCCAUCCAACCUGCAAACAAUUUCUAUUCAAGAACUGAACCUGACAUGUUCUCAAAUCCAGCUAGCAUGAUGGAUAACAGAGAUCCUAUAAGAAAAGAGCGCUCCGUUACCACUCCUGAAACUCCAGGGCCUAGAGAUGAUGUAUGGCCUUCAAGAAGACAAAAUACUUCUCUCUCCGACCCCUUUGACAUUUCUGGUAACUCACCUGCGAGACAACCAAUGGUUCCAGUUGAUCCUGGAAACAGAAGGCCCGGUGCUCUCCCUGCUUAUGGAGCUGGUGCAAGCAACCCUGCAAUGAUUUUAAGGAACCUAAUCCUUUCACCUGUAAAGCGACCUCAGCUAUCCCGUAAUCGCCCUCAAAUGUUCACCUAAGCCACACACUUAACCCUGCUGGAUAUACUGUGCCACCCAUUUCUGAAAAGCUAUAAAAAGCUUCGUUACCAGGCAGUAGAGAAGAAGUUGGAUAGUUUGCCUUUGCUGAACUAGUCUUGCUGGAUAAUUUUUUCGCUAUGUGUGAGGAAUCUUUUUGUGAUUGGCAAAGCAUAUUGCAAUCUCUUCCUCUGGAUAAAGCAGCUGUUAAAGACCACAUGAGGUGAAAUAGAUGAAAUAAGAUUCUUUUGAUUUCUCCAUCUUGUUAUUGCAGUUUGCAUUGAAACUAUAUAUAAAUCAGUAUUUUUUUUUUUUUGGUUAUUAUAUAAAUCAGUAAUGUUGCCAUAUGCAUAAAUAUUUUAGGUCCAUAAGGAACAUCUAGUUGGGGGAAAAAAAAAAAUAAGUGUGUUUUGUGCAUUGAGGGUCUGAUGAGCCUUGUAUUG